AUGUUCUUCGAUUUGGGUCUCCUUGUUCUCCUGGCCAUCUUCCUCAGUGUCCAGCUUGGUGUUGCCACAUGUGGGAGCAGCAUCGCUAUGUCCUGCUGCCCUAAUUUCAGCUACUAUGUGAUCCCAUGGAGCUGGGUGUACAGCUAUAAGUUCACCGACAAGAGCUGCACCAGUGACGGUGUGAUAUUCUUUACAAAAACAGGUAAGCAAUUCUGUGUCCAGCCAGGGGCCAAAUGGGUGCAGAGAUUCAUCUCUCUGGUGAACACCAGGAACCAUUUGUGA
This is a messenger RNA of Mus musculus (house mouse), 282 nucleotides long. It is a transcript of the gene Ccl26, whose product is annotated as C-C motif chemokine ligand 26. Gene Ontology annotation, biological process: immune response. Gene Ontology annotation, cellular component: extracellular region. NCBI's taxonomy places the organism in Eukaryota, Metazoa, Chordata, Mammalia, Rodentia, Muridae. Bases 1 to 282 code for a protein of 93 amino acids. The record is from RefSeq and is marked validated. Gene Ontology annotation, molecular function: chemokine activity. The transcript is spliced from 3 exons.